Messenger RNA from Capsicum annuum, 1445 nucleotides. RefSeq lists its product as uncharacterized. Bases 105 to 1268 code for a protein of 387 amino acids. The transcript is spliced from 2 exons. Lineage: Eukaryota; Viridiplantae; Streptophyta; Magnoliopsida; Solanales; Solanaceae. The record is from RefSeq and is a predicted model, not a curated record.
AACUUUAAUUUUUUUUUUUAUAAUUUUCAUGGUUGGAUGCCAACUUAGUAUGGCAAGCUAUUUUUCUUAAAACUUAAAUUAUAUUUUCGAUAAAUGAGAUAGAAAUGUUAUUUUCGAUGUAUCCAUUAAAGAAAAUAAAAUUAAGUCAAUCCAUAAUCAAUGGCCUCUCAAUAAAGCCACCAAACUUCCACUUUUUUUUCUCCCUCAUUUGUUUUUCCCUACACCAAAAAAGCACUGAACUUACCAUUUCCCUCAUUCUCCAAGCAAUGGCUUUCCACGUUUUCUUCUUCUUCACUCUACUUUUCAUGGCUUAUAACCCACCCGAACUACUCGCCAUUCCGGUUUUACCCGAACCCGACCCGGAAGAACUCCAUUCCCAAACUUUCCUCCCUUCCCCUGCACCUCCGGCGACAAUUCCCGCUUUCCCGGAGCAGUCAAACGUCGCCGGUUGUCCAUUGGAUCUACCGGAAGAACUCUUCCACAGCGUAAAAUCAGCUUGUGGGUCCCACAGUUAUUCGGGUCAAGUACACCAGACCCGUUGUUGCCCCGUUUUAGCAGCUUGGCUCUACUCAGCUUACUCUAGAACUGCGUUACACAGAGCCGUCAGCAAACUCCCACAGUGGACUACUACUACUUCCGUUGAUAUGCCGGUGCUUCCUGAUGAUUCGGAGACGUGUGUGGAUUCGCUGGAAAAGGCGUUGGGUAACAGAGGGAUUGAGUUGGUGAAGCCGAAUGGGACGUGUGAUGUUGUUUAUUGUUAUUGUGGAAUUAGGCUUCAUCCACUUAGUUGUCCAGAAGCAUUUUCUGUGGAUUCAGAAGGGAAAUUGGUUGGUGAUAAAAGUGUGAAGAAACUGGAAAGAGAUUGUUUGAGUAGUAAUGGGUAUACUGGUCUUGCUGGUUGUUCAAAGUGCUUGAACAGUCUUUAUCUGCUUAGUGAGGGGAGAGUCGGAAACAAGAGCAGGUCAGAUGAUAGGACUAAGAAAAUGCGCAGCCGGGAUUGCCAAUUGAUGGGCCUAACAUGGCUUCUCAACAAAAAUAGAUCUGGUUAUAUUCACACAGUUUCUUCUGUUUUGAGGGCUCUAAUGUUGACCGAAGGCAGUUCAGAUCCUCAAUCAUGCACACUUAACAGUGAUGGCAUGCCACUUGCAGUAGACUCCUCAGAGAUCAACGAUGAAUCUUCUGCAUUUGCCAUUCAGAGAUCACUUUAUCCGUAUCUCCUACCUUUAGUUUUAUUGUACAUAAACUCUGUGGCAUUGCUCUUCACAUAGUGGUUAAUCUCCAGCGCUUCAUCCUUGUACUAAAAAAUGUAGAACUUGUUCAAAUGCCACGUAGGGCUAAUUCAGUCAGUCCUCUGUAUUCGUUCAUUCAGAUUAGUGAAAUUGUAAUUUUUGUGGUUGUGUAACGACUGUUCAGCAGAUGAAUGAAGCUAUGGCUGUUCAUUGAAA